Messenger RNA from Portunus trituberculatus (swimming crab), 874 nucleotides. Its product is annotated as mitochondrial pyruvate carrier 4-like. The transcript has 6 exons. The record is from RefSeq and is a predicted model, not a curated record. Gene Ontology annotation, biological process: pyruvate import into mitochondria. Bases 288 to 728 code for a protein of 146 amino acids. Lineage: Eukaryota; Metazoa; Arthropoda; Malacostraca; Decapoda; Portunidae. Gene Ontology annotation, molecular function: pyruvate transmembrane transporter activity. Gene Ontology annotation, cellular component: mitochondrial inner membrane.
UGGCGUUCCUACCCCGCUGCGCCGAGCAUAGGCAGCGGCGCCUGCACGUCAUCUCAGCGGCCGGUGCUCGGCGGGGCGUGGCAGCAUCAGGGAAGUGCUCGCUUGCCCAAAUACUCCAGCAAGCCGAGGCGUGGCGGUGUUCGGUUCGGCCCACAACAACAAGCAGUAGGCAGCUGGCAGCAGGGAGGGCUCAGUUGUGUGGUAGUGUGGCCUUGACUGACGGGUAGUUGUGUGCUGUGCUUCUUCUACCAUCUCUCCACGUCUCCCAGCCCUCAGAACACACCACCAUGGCCGCGAUAUACCGGGCAAUGAUCAGGAGAGCAGACAAGUUGGUGCCAGCCAAGUUCCAGCCGUUCUGGAAUCACCCGGCAGGCCCAAAGACUGUCUUCUUCUGGGCACCAUCCUUUAAGUGGGGACUGGUGAUUGCUGGUCUGGGGGAUCUGGCUCGGCCGGCUGAGAAAUUGUCAGCCUCCCAGUCAACUGCUCUGGCUGCCACUGGCACCAUCUGGUCAAGGUACUCCCUAGUGAUCAUCCCCAAGAACUGGUAUCUUUUUAGUGUCAACGUGUUUGUGGCAGGAACUGGGAUCUAUCAGAUGUGCCGCAUUGCUCACUAUGAGUGGUCCAAAGGAAGGCCAAGAAUGAAUUAUAAGCAACAACAAUAUCUGGUGCUUGGAGAAUCUGCACAAGUUGGCCAAGGUAGUGUACUGACAAGGGCAGACAGUAAUUAAUCUGCUACAUGUCAGGCAAACUCAAGUUGACAAUGACAAUACCGUAGAAAUAAUUGUUUUACAUACUUGUUUGUUUUACAUGUACAUUCUCAUCAAAUUGUUGUUCUAUGAACAAGUAUAUAUUUUAAUAAAGGGGUAUCACUAGA